This is a messenger RNA of Chrysoperla carnea, 2725 nucleotides long. RefSeq names its product heat shock 70 kDa protein 4 (gene Hsc70Cb). The transcript has 7 exons. Gene Ontology annotation, cellular component: cytosol; nucleus. The record is from RefSeq and is a predicted model, not a curated record. The coding region runs from base 163 to 2688 and encodes 841 amino acids. Lineage: Eukaryota; Metazoa; Arthropoda; Insecta; Neuroptera; Chrysopidae. Gene Ontology annotation, molecular function: ATP binding; ATP-dependent protein folding chaperone. Gene Ontology annotation, biological process: protein folding.
AUCAGUUUGUCUUCAACUCUUCAAGCAACUCUACAAAUCAUAUAUCCUGUGCUAUAACCGCAUUGCGCGAUUCAAUUGAUACUAAUAAAGCGAUUUUUAAAUAAAACUAUUGAUUAUUCUAGAUAAAAAAAACGUGGUUAUAUUUAAUAAUUUUGUGUGAAAAUGGCUGCUAUGUCUGUGAUUGGAAUUGAUUUUGGUAAUGAAUCUUGCUAUGUUGCGGUCGCCAAAUCCGGCGGUAUCGAAACUAUUGCUAACGAUUAUAGUUUACGAGCAACACCAACAUAUGUUGCGUUCGCUCAAAAAAAUCGUAUACUUGGUGUGGCUGCCAAAAAUCAACAAGUUACAAAUAUGAAAAACACCGUAUAUAAUUUCAAACGGUUAUUAGGUCGUUUCUACAAUGAUCCAGAUGCUCAGCGAGAGUUAAAACUGUUACCUUAUCGAUCAGUACAAACAGAUAAUGGAAAAAUUGGUAUCAAGGUGAAUUACCUUGGUGAAGAGCAUACAUUCUCGCCAGAACAGUGUACAGCAAUGUUAUUAACAAAAUUAAAAGAUGUAUCGGCGACUGCAUUACAAACUCAAGUAAACGAUUGUGUCAUUUCUGUACCAUCAUACUUCACAAAUGCCGAGCGUAAAGCAUUACUGGAUGCUGCGUCAAUUGCUGGCCUAAACGUACUUCGUUUAAUGAACGAAACAACAGCAACAGCGCUAGCAUACGGUAUUUAUAAACAAGAUUUGCCAGUACCAGAAGAGAAACCACGUAAUGUAAUAUUUGUGGAUUGUGGACAUUCAUCAUUACAAGUAUCAGCAUGUGCAUUCCAUCGUGGUAAAUUACGUAUGCUUGCAUCAGCUGCUGAUCCAAAUUUUGGUGGCCGUGAUAUAGAUUUAUAUUUAGCUAAUUACUUUUGUCAAGAUUUUCAACAACGAUAUAAAAUUGAUGCAAAAUCAAAUCCAAGAGCGUUUGUACGUUUAUUAGCUGAAGUUGAAAAAUUAAAAAAACAAAUGUCUGCUAAUUCAACAGUAUUACCACUAAAUAUUGAAUGCUUUAUGGAGGAUAAAGAUGUUCAUGGUGAAAUGAAACGGGCAGACAUGGAAGCAAUGUGUGCUGGUCUGUUUGAGCGUGCUGAACAAACAUUAGUACAAUGUUUACAACAAUCAAAAUUACGGCCUGAUGAUAUUCAUUCCGUGGAAAUAGUUGGUGGUUCAACAAGAAUUCCAGCAUUAAAACAAUUAAUUGAAAAAGUAUUUGGACGAACACCAAGUACAACUUUAAAUCAAGAUGAAGCUGUUUCACGUGGUUGUGCAUUACAAUGUGCUAUGCUAUCGCCAGCUGUACGUGUUCGUGACUUUAGUGUAACUGAUGUACAACCAUAUCCAAUUAAAUUAAGUUGGGAUGCAAGUAUGGGUGAAGAUGCAGAAGGUGAAAUGGAAGUAUUUCCAGCUAAUCAUCCAACACCAUUUUCAAAGUUACUCACGUUUUAUAGACGUGAGCCAUUUGCAAUUCGUGCAUCUUAUUCUGAAAACGUUCCGUAUCCAGUACCUGAAAUUGGUGAAUGGAUUAUAAAAGAUGUAAAACCAACAUCUGAGGGUGAUUCACAAAAAGUUAAAGUAAAAGUUCGUAUUAAUAUUCAUGGAAUUUUAAGUAUCUCAAGUGCAUCAUUGAUGGAACGUAAAGAAACAGAAGAAGCUGAUAACGCAGAACAACAGAAUCAAAAACAAGAUGGUCAACAGCAAAACCAAGAAAACAAUGUAGAAAAUGGUGAAGUAAAUAAUGCCGGUGGGAAUCAAGAUAGUCAAAAUAUGGAAAAUCCCACUGAGGUAGGUGGUGGAUCAGGAACGAGUUGGACGCAAAGGAUAACCACCUGGUUUAGUAAGCCGAAUGAAACAACUGAUAAAAAGAAACGAAAGCAGAUUGUUAAAACAAUUGAUUUACCAAUUGAAGCCCGUACGCAUGGCUUCAGUUCUCAUGAGUUGAACAACUUAGUUGAGCAAGAAUGCAAAAUGAUUUCAGCUGAUCGACAAGAAAAGGAACGGGCCGAUGCACGUAACGCCUUAGAAGAAUAUGUAUACGAACUACGUGGAAAAUUAUCGUCUGAUGGAGAAUUAAGUGCAUUUGUUACAGAAAGUGAUCGUGUCAAUCUUGUGAAUCAAUUAGAUGCCAUGGAAAAUUGGUUAUACGAAGAAGAAGGUGAAGAUUGUAAUCGUCAAAUAUACCAUGAUAAAUUACAAUCGUUAAAAACACAAGGUGAACCCAUACAAGUACGUCGUUUGGAAUAUGAUUUACGACCUCAAGUAAUUGAACAAUUAGCUGCAUCAUUACAAAUUUCAUCAAAAGCCUUGAACCAAAUACGUGCACGUGAUCCAAAGUAUGCACAUUUAAAUGACGAUGAUGUCAAUAAAAUAGCACAAGCUAUCGAAAAAACACAUAAUUGGCUAGAGGAUGUACGUAGCAAAUUAUCAAAUGCACCCAAACAUUUACCACCGCCAGUGUAUGUCAGUGAAAUACGUCAAGAGAAGCAAUCAUUAGAGAGCACAAUCAGUCCUAUAUUAAAUAAACCACCACCAAAACCAGCAACUCCACCAAAGGAUGACAAAGAAGGUGGUGAUAACAACCAAUCAGCGGAUCAACAAGCAAAUCAAGAUCAUACGAAUAGUCAGAAUAAUGCAGAUGAAAAAAUGGAUGUAGAAUAAGUAUCGAGAUUUAUUUAAUAGAUCCUAUUUUUUAUAA